AUGCCUCCAAAGUUCGACCCUAGUGAAGUUAAGUUCCUCUACUUGAGAGCCGUUGGUGGUGAGAUCGGUGCCUCCUCCGCCUUGGCCCCAAAGAUCGGUCCUUUGGGUUUGUCCCCAAAGAAGGUCGGUGAGGAUAUCGCCAAGGCCACCAAGGACUUCAAGGGUAUCAAGGUCACUGUCCAAUUGAGAAUCCAAAACAGACAAGCCACCGCUUCCGUUGUCCCAUCUGCCUCUUCUCUUGUUAUCACUGCUUUGAAGGAGCCACCUAGAGACAGAAAAAAGGAGAAGAACGUCAAGCACUCCGGUAACAUUCCAUUGGACCAAAUUUUCGAGAUUGCUAGACAAAUGAAGGACAAGUCUUUCGGUAAGAACUUGGCUUCUGUCACCAAGGAGAUCUUGGGUACUGCUCAAUCUGUCGGAUGUCGUGUUGACUACAAGAACCCACAUGACAUCAUCGAGGCCAUCAACGCUGGUGAGAUCGAUGUUCCAGAGAACUAA
This is a messenger RNA of Metschnikowia bicuspidata var. bicuspidata NRRL YB-4993, 498 nucleotides long. It is a transcript of the gene RPL12, whose product is annotated as 60S ribosomal protein uL11. The record is from RefSeq and is a predicted model, not a curated record. Bases 1 to 498 code for a protein of 165 amino acids. Gene Ontology annotation, cellular component: ribosome; cytosolic large ribosomal subunit. Gene Ontology annotation, biological process: translation. The transcript has a single exon. NCBI's taxonomy places the organism in Eukaryota, Fungi, Ascomycota, Pichiomycetes, Serinales, Metschnikowiaceae. Gene Ontology annotation, molecular function: large ribosomal subunit rRNA binding; structural constituent of ribosome.